This is a messenger RNA of Salvia splendens (bonfire salvia), 1658 nucleotides long. RefSeq lists its product as uncharacterized. The record is from RefSeq and is a predicted model, not a curated record. The coding region runs from base 727 to 1401 and encodes 224 amino acids. The transcript is spliced from 2 exons. Lineage: Eukaryota; Viridiplantae; Streptophyta; Magnoliopsida; Lamiales; Lamiaceae.
UCUCUCUGCUCGUUUCUUCCUUUAUGCCUAAUAUCAAAUUCAAGAUGAUAUCAGAGCAGGGGUGAGACUCAGAGAAGUCUCAUCACUGUCUCGGAACCAAUCCCAAGCCAAAAAAAGCCAAAAUCCAACAGACACUGUUCAAAGCCAUGUCGGAAUCCGACGACAACCAAACCCCAAAACCAACCGAAACUGAGCAAUUCGCUCGAUUAUUUGCUGAGUUCAUGCGCACCAGCAUCGCACAAAGCCAGCAACUUAUACCAACCACACCAAAUCAAACAGAACCCAAAAUCGAAACCCAGAAAAUCAAUACCUCACCACUAGUGAUUGGAACCAAACUCAAUGGCGAGAAUUACUCGCUCUGGGCCAUCCACAUGAUGGCGGCAAUAAGCGGGAGGGGAAUGGCGUCUCACAUCACUGGAGUUCCAGCCCCUCCAGCAAAAAACCGAUCCAGCCUUCGGGAGAUGGCAACAAGGAGAUCACUGAUUGUUCACGUGGUUAAUACAGAACUUAGAGCAAAAAUUGGUAAAUCGGGUGUCUCAAUACCCGACAGCCAGAGACGUGUGGAAAAGUUUGGAGGUCACAUAUGCAAGUGGAGGAGACAAAAUUCAAGUAUACGACCUGAUCACAAGAGCGAACAGAUUGAAGCAAACGGAUGAAUCCUUGGAGGAUAUAUGGACAAUCCUCAAUAACCUAUGGGUCUCCAUCGAUCAGAAACAGCCCAACCGGAUGAAAUAUCCAGAGGACAUCGAUAUCUAUAACGCUGGAAAAGAAGAACAGAGAUUAUACCAAUUGUUAGUAGCAUUGAACGAUAGGUAUGAAGGAAUCAAAAAGGAGAUACUCAGACUGGAACCACUUCCAUCGGUGGAGGUAGCCUACAGAAUCCUCCGGCGAGAGGACACCAGGGCAAAUAUUUUGAAAACAGGGGAUACCGGGGCUACACAGGGAGUCGCGGCUGGACUCAUUGCGAGGCAGCCAUGGAUGAAUCAAUCCACCCACCAAAAUCCCCCUCACCGAAGCGGCGGAACUGGCGGUGGCAACUGGAGCAGGAAGACGAAAGAGGAAAAGCUGAAACUCACAUGCACUCACUGCGAGAAAAAGAAACACAGUCGAGACACAUGUUUCGAACUCCACGGUUACCCGGAUUGGUGGGAGGAGCGCAAGUCCAAACCACCGAUCCGAGGAGGAAGAGGAAUAGUUGUCGUCGCAUCUGGAGGAAGGGAACCUACCGCCACCGUCGGGGGCAACGCCGAGGCCGCAACAUCCCGAGGCAACAAAACGGAGGAGAUAACUCUCGGGACUGUGUCAUUCACCCAUGGCGGAAAUGGAAUGGAGGCGGCGGAAAUUGAAGAAGGAGCCGAAAGGGGAUAUCAGGACAAGGAAAAUUAUUGGACGUGGCACUGAGCGGAAUGGGUUGUACUAUGUGGAUGAGAUAGAUCAACACGGAAAUGCGAUGGUAGCUCAUGGAGCCACUAGCAGGGAGGCCUGGUUGUGGCACCGACGCCUAGGACAUCCUUUAUCGGGUUAUUUAAAAUUACUUUUUCCUAAAUUUAGCCAAGAUCUGUAUUAUGAAACUUGUGUUUUGGCCAAAAGCCAUAGACAAACCUACAAAUCAAGCAAUACUAGAGUUGAUUUGUGUUUUGAUCUUGUCCAUUCUGAUG